Macrosteles quadrilineatus (aster leafhopper) is the source of this 2724-nucleotide messenger RNA. RefSeq names its product pre-mRNA-splicing factor syf1 homolog. Gene Ontology annotation, cellular component: U2-type catalytic step 2 spliceosome; post-mRNA release spliceosomal complex; Prp19 complex. Bases 106 to 2676 code for a protein of 856 amino acids. The transcript has 18 exons. The record is from RefSeq and is a predicted model, not a curated record. Gene Ontology annotation, biological process: generation of catalytic spliceosome for first transesterification step; mRNA splicing, via spliceosome. Gene Ontology annotation, molecular function: protein binding. NCBI's taxonomy places the organism in Eukaryota, Metazoa, Arthropoda, Insecta, Hemiptera, Cicadellidae.
UUCAUGUUGCUGAUGUGAGAAAUGACGAAAGUCUUACAUGUACAGUUCUACUAGUAAAUAAUAUUAUCAAUUUUAAGUCUAAAAGAUCUUCAUUUGAGCGGAAUCAUGCCGGUGUACACAAAAAAAACUGUCGAUCUCAUAUUUAAUGAAGAGGAUUUGCCAUAUGAAGAAGAGAUAUUACGAAAUCCUUUUUCAGUAAAACAUUGGUUACGAUACAUAGAGCAUAAAAAAGAUGCUCCCAAAAAUGCAGUUAACAUUAUUUACGAGAGAGCACUCAAGGAAUUACCUGGCAGCUACAAACUUUGGUACAAUUAUUUGAAACUCAGAAGAAGACAAGUGAAAGGACGUUGCAUUACAGACCCAUCUUACGAAGAUGUCAACAAUGCUUUUGAAAGAUCACUUGUUUUCAUGCACAAGAUGCCGAGGAUCUGGCUGGACUACUGUCAGUUUCUGGUGGACCAGUGUCUCAUCACUCGUACGAGGCAGGUGUUUGACCGAGCGUUACGAGCGCUGCCGAUCACUCAGCACCAUCGUAUCUGGCCGCUCUACCUUGCGUUCCUCAAGAGACACGACAUUCCAGAAACUGCCGUCCGAGUCUUCCGGCGGUACCUCAAGCUGUGUCCAGAAGAUACCGAGGAUUAUAUAGAAUAUUUGACCUCUAUUGAGAGGUUAGAUGAAGCAGCUGUAAAACUAGCAUACAUCGUCAACAAGGAAGAUUUUGUGUCGAAACAUGGAAAAUCAAACCACCAGUUGUGGAAUGAGUUGUGUGAGCUGAUAUCCAAGAACCCUGAUAAAGUGAGAUCACUGAACGUAGAUGCUAUAAUCCGAGGAGGGUUAAGAAGGUACACAGACCAACUCGGCCACCUGUGGAACUCAUUGGCUGACUAUUAUGUGAGGAGUGGACUUUUUGAGAGGGCAAGAGACAUCUAUGAAGAAGCCAUCCAGACAGUAACGACAGUGAGAGAUUUCACACAAGUGUUUGAUGCUUACGCUCAGUUUGAAGAGUUGAGUCUGAGUAAAGUCAUGGAGGAAAUGUCUUCCAAAACCAAUCCAACUGAAGAAGAUGACGUGGAGGUAGAGAUUCGGCUGGCAAGGUUCGAACACCUGAUUGAGCGACGGCUGUUGCUGCUCAAUUCUGUCCUUCUGAGACAAAAUCCACACAACGUUCAUGAAUGGCUCAAGAGAGUCAAACUGUACGAAGGGAAGCCACAUGACAUAAUAAAUACGUACACAGAAGCCGUACAAACUGUUGACCCCAAACUAGCCGUGGGUAAGCCGCACACUCUGUGGGUGUCAUUUGCCAAGUUCUACGAGGCGGCUGGACAGAUAGAAGACGCCAGGGUAGUGUUGGAGAAGGCGACGUUGGUGCCUUACGUCAAGGUAGACGACCUUGCGUCUGUGUGGUGCGAGUGGGCCGAGAUGGAGAUCAGACACGAGAACUAUGACGGAGCACUACGUUUGAUGCAGAGAGCCACAGUGAUGCCAGCGCGCAAGGUGGCAUAUCACGACGAGACAGAAACUGUUCAGAUGAGAGUGUACAAGUCACUCAAACUGUGGUCCAUGUACGCCGACUUAGAGGAAAGCUUUGGCACAUUCAAGUCCUGCAAAUCCGUGUAUGAUAGAAUCAUUGACUUAAAGAUUGCAACACCACAGAUUAUUAUCAACUACGGACUCUUCCUUGAAGAACACAACUACUUUGAAGAAGCUUUUAGAGCUUAUGAGAAAGGCAUAGCUCUAUUCAAAUGGCCCAAUGUGUACGACAUUUGGAACACUUAUCUGACAAAAUUUCUCAAGAGGUACGAAGGCACGAAGCUUGAGAGGGCUCGAGAUUUAUUUGAGCAAUGUCUAGAAAACUGUCCGGCUAAGUUUGCCAAAGCCCUGUACCUACUGUAUGCCAAGCUGGAAGAGGACCAUGGCUUGGCCCGGCAUGCAAUGGCAGUUUACGAGAGAGCCACUGCGGCUGUACUACCUGAAGAACAGUUUGAGCUAUUCAACAUCUACAUCAAGAAGGCAGCGGACAUCUACGGAGUGCCUAGGACGAGGCAGAUCUAUGAGAAGGCCAUUGAGGUGCUGCAAGAAGAGAACUGCAGAGAGAUGUGUCUCAGGUUUGCUGAGAUGGAGACAAAGUUAGGAGAGAUAGACAGAGCCAGAGCCAUUUACGCACACUGCAGCCAAGUGUGUGACCCCAGGGUGACAGCUGAUUUCUGGCAGACGUGGAAAGAGUUUGAGGUUCGUCACGGGAAUGAAGACACGAUGAGAGAGAUGCUCAGGAUAAAACGCAGUGUACAGGCUACAUACAAUACUCAGGUGAACAUGAUGUCAGCACAAAUGUUGUCGGCUGCCAGCAAUGUAUCUGGCACAGUGGCAGACCUGGCCCCUGGUGCCAAAGAUGGAAUGCGUAUGCUGGAGGCUAAGGCUGCUGAGAUGGCCGCUGAGGACAGGACAGCACAAGUGAAGGGUGGGAACAUUCUCUUUGUACGGGGAGAGACGCAGGGCCAGGAUCGUGAUGGGACGGACACCACUAGAGUCCUCAACCCUGACGAGAUCAACAUUGAUGAGGAUGACCACGACGUCAACGAUUCGUCUGAGGAAGAAGAUGAUGUCCCUGUGGAAAAACAAACUAUUCCUUCUGAGGUGUUUGGCAGUUUGAAGAAAGAUGAUGAAGAUUCAAGUUAAUAAUAUUGUCAACUUCCUUGUCAACUAAUAUAACAUUUAAUAUGUCAA